Messenger RNA from Acanthochromis polyacanthus (spiny chromis), 18164 nucleotides. RefSeq names its product plectin b (gene plecb). The transcript is spliced from 33 exons. The record is from RefSeq and is a predicted model, not a curated record. The coding region runs from base 181 to 17418 and encodes 5745 amino acids. Gene Ontology annotation, cellular component: intermediate filament; hemidesmosome; sarcolemma. Gene Ontology annotation, molecular function: structural constituent of muscle; cadherin binding; structural constituent of cytoskeleton. Gene Ontology annotation, biological process: hemidesmosome assembly; intermediate filament cytoskeleton organization; wound healing. NCBI's taxonomy places the organism in Eukaryota, Metazoa, Chordata, Actinopteri, Pomacentridae.
GAUAUUACAACAGAAUUCACUCAGGAAACCUCCAAAGUUUGUUCAGUUACCAUCCCUGCUAACACUGUCAUCGGAAAAUCUGUUGACAAAGAUGUCAAGGAAGAGAAAACAAGAGAGCUGACUGCUGAUCCAAUUAAAUCUGCAGAGGUCAAUGCUACAGCUAAAACUUCACCUGAGAAAAUGAAGCCCAAACCAGAUAAUACAAUGGAAUCUGUUGAGGAAACCUCCAAAUCUCCUACUAUCACUGCUGCUACCAGCACUGUCACCACAAAAUCUGUCAAUAAAGAUGUAAAGGAAGAGAAGACAGAAAAGGUGAUUACUGAUCCAAUUAAAUCUGCAGAGGUCAAUGCUACAGCGAAAAAUUCACCUGAGGAAGUGAAGCCUAAACCGGAUAUUAAAAUGGUUUCUGUUGAGGAAACCUCCAAAGCUCCUACUAUCACUGCUUCUGCCAGCACUGUAAUGACAAAACCUGUUAAUAAAAAUGUUGAGGAAGAGAAGACAACAAAGGUGAUUUUGGAUCCCAUUAAGUCAACAGAGGUUAAUGCAAUGGCUAAAAAAGCACCUGAAGCAGUUAAGUCCACACCAGAUAUUACAAUGGAAUCCACACAGGAAUUCUCCAAAGUUUCUACUGUCACUGCUACAUCAAAAACUGUCACCACAAAAUCUGUUGACAAAGAUGUCAAGGAAGCAAAGACAACAAAGGUAACUGAGGAUCCCAUUAAGUCAGCAGAGGUGAGCACUACAGGUAAAACUGUACCUGAGGAAGUGCAACCCAAACCAGAUAUUAAAAUGGUUUCUGUUGAGGAAACCUCCAAAGUUGUCAAGGAAGAGAAGACAGAAAAGGUGAUUGUGGAUCCCUUUAAGUCUGCAGAGGUCAAUGCAACAGCUACAAAAGCAACCAAAAAAGUAAAAUCCAAACCAGAUAUUCCAAUGGAAUCCACUCAGGAAACGUCAAAAGAUCCUACUAAUACUGCCACAUCAAAAACUGUCACCACAAAAUCUGUUGACAAAGAUGUCAAGGAAGAGAUGACCAAACUGGUGACUGCGGAUCCAACUAAAUCUGCAGAGGUCAGUGCACCUGCUAAAACUGCACCCGAGAAAGUGAGGCCUACACCAGAUAUCAUAACAGAAUCUGCUCAGGAAACCUCCAAGGUUCCAUCUGUCACUGCUACUGCCAUCCCUGUCAGCAGAAAAUCUGGUGAGAAAGAGGUCAAGGAAGAGGUUGGUGAUCCAAUUAAAUCUGCAGAGGUCAAUGCUACAGCUAAAACUGUACCUGAGGAAGUGAGGCCCAAACCAGAUAUUACAAUGGAAUCCUUGCAGGAAACCUCCACCGUUCCUACUGUCACUGCCACAUCCAAAACUGUUGGCACAAAAUCUGCUAACAAAGAUGUUAAAGAAAAGAUGACUGAAAAGGUGACUGUAGAUCCAAUGAAAUCUGCAGAGGUCAAUGCUAUAACUAAAGCAGCAACAGAAAAAGUGAAGCCCAAACCAGAUAUUUCAACAGAAUCUGUUAAGGAAACCUUUGAAGUUUCUAAUGUCACUGCUGCUGCCAGCACUGUCAUCACAAAACCUGUAAAUAAAGAUGUCAAGGAACAGAAGACAACAAAGGUGACUGCGGAUCCCAUUAAAUCUGCGGAGGUUAAAACAACAGAUGACGUGGAAACUGAUAAAGUUAGGCCUCAAGCAGUUAUUACAACGACACCUCCUCAAGAAACCUCCAAACUCCCUACUCAAACUUCCACCGUCAGCCCUGCAUUGUCAAAAUCUGUUGGUACAGUUCUUGGAAAAAGCAAGCUUAAGAAAGCAAAGCUUAAUGAGGAAUCCGUUAAACCCACAGAAGUGAAGACUGAAGUUGCAACUGAAUCUAAAAAAGAAAAUACUAAGUCAGAGAAAACUGGUGAUGUAUAUGUCACUCAGGAGACUACCAAACCCGAACCUGACAGCACCACGAACAAACCAGUGGGACUUACUGAUGCAACAGAGAAAAUCUCCAAAGUUAAAAUGACUCAGGAACCUAUUCAGGUUAAACCAACCUCAGAGAAUCUCUCGGCAAAGCCUAAAACUGAUGAAGUAAUCCAGAAAAUUAAUACAGUAAGUGAAACUACCAUAAGUGCAAAGACUGUCUCAGCACUUGUGGGCAGUGCUGAAGAUGCACAGCUUGUCACAGGGAAAAAUAAAAUAUCAGAGAUAAUUACAAAACAGAGGAGAACUGAUGUAAAAGUGGUUCCUCAUGUCAAGAAAGAUGAAACAGUUCUUCCAGAGGAGGUCCCUAAAGAUUCAGUGCAGGGCCCUACAACAGAACAAAAAGAGCCCGAUUCAUCUAAGGCUGCUCAAAAUGUUGUCACAGAGGUGGUUAAAGAAGCCAAACAAGUGAUUGAGGGAAGCUCAAAAUCAAAAAGAAAGAAAAAAAAAUCUCCAGGUGAGAAAUCAAAGAGUAUAGAUGCUGAGAAUCCCUCUGAAUCAAAGGAAGAAACCUCUGAAGACAAGUCCUCAAAGGUGGCAGAAUUUACCAUCCAACCUACACCAGUUAGUACCUCAGAGCCUCUAACUGUGUCUGCCAGCAUAAAGACAGCAGGGAAAACUAAGGCUGAGGCAAAAUUAAAUGUUGACACAAAGCAAAUAAAAGAAGUCCCGAAACAAAUGGAUGAGAAGCCAAAGGAGAAGGACCUUAAACAGACAAAGAUUAUUGCAGAAGAAGCAUCACCAUCAUUAUGUCAAAUCCCUACAGUGCCCCUAGUGGAUGUAAAAGACAUUGUUGAUGGAAGCAGUAUCAGCAAGGGACCAUUAUCCCCUGAGGGCGACUUAAAGGCUGUGUUGCGUCAUAAAGAGCCAGUGAAAUCUGAGAAAAAGACCAUAACUAAACUGGAAACAGUGACGGUGCAGAAAACAAGUCAAGUGGAACUUCUGCAAACAAACCCUAAACCUGAAGAGAAAAUCCCUGGGCCUCUGUCGGAGUCUCAGAAACCCACAUUGGAGGCAAAAUCCCUAAUAAGUACAAUGAAAGCUGCAGAGGAGGCUUCAAAGGAAAAGAAAAAAGGGAAAGGGAAAAAACAGGCUAAGGCAACAGAAUCAGAGACUAUACACACAAAGCCUGUUCUUUUGCCAUCCACUGACAUUACAUCAUUGCCCAAGGUUGCAGUUAAAGACAGCCCUGUCACAGCCUCUGAACUGACAGACCAUGUUUCUCCAAAGAUGACUCCUAAAAGAAUGUGCAGUGAGGAAGUCAGGCAGGCAGCAGCUGUGUUCUCUGAGGCCCCAGCAGACAAAGGAGAGGUGGAGCCAGCGCUGCUCUCUGCAGAAAAAAUCAAGCAGGAGGUUCCGAAACUAGAAACAUCUUCCACUGCGAGGGAAGCACCCGCAGCCGGAGAAUUAGCGUCAGCAGCACCAGCAGUAACAGCAGAGGCAGCUGUAGCUCAGGCACAGGCCAGCCCCCUCGUCAGGAAAGAGGAGCCUCCCAAAGUUGCACAACAUUCGGCCACUCGAGCAGCAGAGUGCAGCACAGAGGAAAGGCUCUCUGUUUCUGAGGCCUUAAAGCAGGAGGAAGCGAAGAAGAGGGACUUGGAGGAGGACACACCCUCUGCCACUGCCACACCCAUAGCCCAGCCUGACCGGCCUCACCUGGACAACACCUGUGAAUCUGAACAAUCUGACAUAGACGAGGCCACCAUGAAGAGGAAAAUUGUUGUGGUGGAGGAGAUAGUUGAGGUAAAGCAGCUUAUCAACCCUGAGGCAGGUGGGGAGCAGUCACCUCCUUCAUCUGUGCAAGCUGAGGUGGAAGGAGAGGAACUGGACCUGGAUGUUCUGGAGGCAAUCGCUAUACAGCGAUCAGUCCUGUCAGGGACGGCAAGUGCCAAGGUGCAAGGAGUCUCACCUGAAGCAGACUGGGACCACUCACUGGAGGAACCAGAGGAGAAGACGUGGCCUAACUUCAUUGAAGAUGAACGAGAUCGAGUACAGAAAAAGACCUUCACAAAAUGGGUGAACAAGCACUUGAUAAAGGCGCAGCGUCGUGUGUCAGACCUGUAUGAAGAUCUUCGAGAUGGACAUAACCUGAUCUCGUUGCUGGAGGUCCUCUCUGGGGAAACACUGCCGAGGGAGAGAGACGUGGUCAGGAGCGCUCGGUUGCCCAGAGAGAAAGGCCGCAUGAGAUUCCACAAACUGCAAAAUGUACAGAUAGCACUGGACUUCCUCCGGCACCGGCAGGUCAAACUGGUCAACAUCAGAAAUGAUGACAUCGCAGAUGGGAACCCCAAGCUAACGCUGGGGUUAAUAUGGACCAUCAUCCUCCACUUCCAGGUCUCCUCCUCAAUCUCAGAUAUUCAGAUCAAUGGCCAGUCAGAAGACAUGACGGCCAAGGAGAAGCUGCUGCUCUGGUCCCAGAGGAUGACGGACGGCUACCAGGGCAUCCGCUGUGACAACUUUACCACCAGCUGGAGGGACGGCAAACUCUUCAAUGCUGUCAUACACAAGCACUACCCCAGACUCAUCGAUAUGAGCAAAGUGUACCGACAGACCAACAUGGAGAACCUAGAACACGCCUUCAGUGUGGCCGAGAGAGACCUGGGAGUGACACGCCUCCUGGACCCUGAAGACGUGGAUGUCCCACAUCCUGAUGAGAAAUCCAUCAUCACUUACGUGUCAUCCUUGUAUGAUGUCAUGCCUCGUGCUGAAGCCCCCGUCAGAUCUAACGACCUAGAGCUGCGCUGGCAGGAGUACUAUGAGCUGGUGACUGUUCUGCUCCAGUGGAUGCGCCACCAUGUCAUGAUCUUCGAAGAGAGGAAGUUCCCCGCCAGCUAUGAGGAGAUAGAGCUUCUUUUGCGGCAGUUCUCUAAGUUCAAAGAGACAGAGCUGCCAGUGAAAGAACAAGACAAGAACCGCUCAAAACACAUCUACCAAUCCUUUGAGAGCGCAGUGCAUGCUGGUCAGGUGAAGGUCCCUCCUGGUUACCAUCCCAUUGAUGUGGAGAAGGAAUGGGGUCGACUCCAUGUGGCCAUCCUCGAGAGAGAGAAGCUGCUCAGGAUAGAGUUUGAAAGACUUGAGAGGCUCCAGAGAAUUUAUAGCAAAGUCAAUAUGGAGUCAGGGAUAUGUGAUGACCAGCUCAGCUACCUGACCUCCCUGGUGCAAUCGGAUAUUCGCCUCCUGAGUGCAGGGAAACCGGCACAGCACACAGCAGAGGUGGAAAGGGAGCUGGACAAGGCAGAAAACAUGAUUCGCCUGCUCUUCAAUGAUGUGCAGAUGCUGAAGGAUGGGCGCCACCCUCAGGCUGAACAGAUGUACCGCAGAAUUUACUGCCUCCAUGAGCGUCUGGUGAACUUGCGCAGCGAUUACAACCUUCGUCCCAAGACUGCUAGCGUGACUACUUCCCAGGUGAAUCUGACCAAGAGCACCCAGCAGUCCACCAUGAAGGCACGGCCAGAGCUGGAUGACGUGACCCUGCGCUACAUCCAAGACCUGCUGGCCUGGGUGGAGGAGAACCAGCGUCGCAUUGAUGAUGCCGAGUGGGGAUCUGACCUGCCUUCGGUGGAGUCCCAGCUGGGCAGCCACAGGGGCCUGCAUCAGACCGUGGAGGACUUCAAAUCCAAGAUUGAACGGGCCAGGGCAGACGAGAACCAACUGUCACCUGUCAGUAAGGGCACAUACAGAGAAUAUCUGGGAAAACUGGACCUUCAGUAUGGCAAACUACAGAACUCUUCCAAAUCCCGUCUAAGGAACUUGGAUUCUCUGCACAGCUUCGUCAGUGCUGCCACUAAGGAACUGAUGUGGUUACAUGACAAAGAAGAGGAAGAGGUCAACUUUGACUGGAGUGACAGGAACAGCAACAUGACGGCUAAGAAAGACAACUACUCGGGUCUCAUGCGAGAGCUGGAGCUGAGAGAAAAGAAGGUCAAUGAUAUCCAGGCUAUGGGUGACAAACUUGUCAAGGAUGGACAUCCUGGCAAGAAGACAGUAGAGUCCUUUACAGCUGCCCUGCAGACUGAAUGGAGCUGGAUCCUCCAGCUAUGCUGCUGUAUAGAGGCUCAUCUCAAAGAAAACACAGCCUACUACCAGUUCUUUGGCGAUGUUAAAGAGGUGCAGGACAAGAUGAAGAAAAUGCAAGAGAACAUGAAAAAGAAAUACAGCUGCGAUCGCUCUACAACAGCCACACGCCUGGAGGAUCUGCUGCAGGAUGCUGUGGAGGAGAAAGAGCAGCUGAAUGAGUUCAAGACUCUGGUGACUGGCCUGAACAAGAGAGCCAGGUCCAUCAUCCAGCUGAAACCACGAAACCCCACCACCUCCAUCAAAGGCAAAACACCCAUUCAAGCUGUCUGUGACUUCAAGCAGCAGGAGAUCACUGUUCACAAAGGAGAUGAGUGCGCCCUCCUCAACAACUCUCAGCCCUUCAAGUGGAAGGUCUUGAACCGUGCUGGACAUGAGGCAGUGGUGCCUUCAGUCUGCUUCAUGGUACCUCCAGUCAACAAGGAGGCUGUGGACAGUGUGUCAAGUCUGGAUGCAGGUCAUCAGCAGAUGGUGUCCAUGUGGCAAAAGCUCCAUAUAGACAUGAAGAGUCUGCUGUCAUGGCAGUACCUGAUGAGAGAUUUCACACAGAUACGCUCCUGGAACAUCUCCGUGCUGAAGACGAUGAAGCCAGAGGAGUACCGGCUGAUCAUGAGGAACCUGGAGCUCCACUACCAGGACUACAUGCGUGACAGCCAGGACUCACAGCUCUUCGGCCCUGAUGACCGCAUGCAGGUCGAGGAGGACUACAACAAGUCUACCCAGCAUUUCGACAACCUGCUUCGCUCCAUGGAGAAAGGUCAACAGAAUGAGUCUCUGUGUAAGAACUACAUCUCUGAGAUCAAGGACCUGCGUCUGCGUAUAGAAGACUGCGAGGCUCAGACUGUGGCUCGCAUUCGCAAACCUGUGGAGAAGGAGCCUUUGAAAGAAUGUGUUCAGAAGACCACAGAGCAGAAGAAAGUCCAGGUACAGCUGGAUGGCCUCAAGAAGGACCUUGAUAAGGUAUCUGUCAGGACAAAAGAAGUCUUGGCCUCCCCUCAGCAGUCUGCCUCAGCUCCUGUUCUCCGGUCAGAGCUUGAUGUCACCGUGCAGAAGAUGGAUCAUGCUCACAUGCUGUCCUCCGUUUAUCUUGACAAGCUGAAGACUGUGGAAAUGGUCAUCCGUAACACGCAGGGUGCUGAAGGAGUUCUCAAGCAGUAUGAGGACUGUCUGCGGGAGGUUCACACUGUGCCUGGUGAUAUCAUGGAAGUAGAGACUUACAGGACAAAGCUUAAGAAAAUGCGAGCUGAAGCUGAGGGUGAACAGCCAGUGUUUGAUUCCCUGGAAGAAGAGCUGAAGAAAGCCUCUGCUGUGAGUGACAAGAUGUCCCGUGUGCACAGUGAGCGUGAUGUUGAGCUGGACCACUACCGCCAGCUCCUGUCUAGCCUCCAGGACCGUUGGAAGGCCGUGUUCACCCAAAUCGAGCUUCGCCAGAGAGAGCUAGAGCAGCUUGGUCGCCAGCUAGGCUACUAUCGCGAUAGCUACGAUUGGCUAAUCCGCUGGAUUGCCGAUGCCAAGCAAAGGCAGGAGAAGAUCCAGGCUGUGCCCAUCACUGACAGCAAAACUAUGAAAGAACAACUUGCUCAAGAGAAGAAGUUGCUGGAGGAGAUUGAGCAGAACAAAGACAAGGUUGAUGAGUGUCAAAAAUAUGCUAAAGCAUACAUUGAUACUAUCAAGGACUAUGAACUCCAGUUGGUCGCCUACAAAGCGCAGGUGGAACCUCUUGCUUCUCCCCUGAAGAAAACUAAACUGGAUUCUGCUUCUGAUAAUAUUAUUCAGGAGUAUGUAACACUGAGGACUCGGUACAGUGAGCUGAUGACUCUGACUAGUCAGUACAUCAAGUUCAUCACCGACACGCAGCGCCGCUUGGAGGACGAGGAGAAAGCUGCAGAGAAACUCAAAGCGGAAGAACAGAAAAAAAUGGCCGAGAUGCAGGCUGAGUUAGACAAACAAAAGCAGUUAGCUGAAGCUCAAGCAAAGGCCAUUGCUAAAGCCCAGAAAGAGGCUCAAGAGCUGAAGCACAAAAUGCAGGAAGAAGUAAUCAAGAGAGAAAAUGCUGCUGUAGAUGCAGAAAAGCAAAAGAAAAACAUUCAACUGGAACUGCAUGAGCUGAAAAACCUCUCAGAUCAGCAGAUCAAGGACAAAAGUCAACAAGUGGAUGAAGCUCUUCAAAGCCGUGUGAAAAUUGAGGAAGAAAUCCGCCUCAUCAGGAUCCAACUAGAAACAACAGUAAAACAAAAGUCUACUGCAGAAGCUGAGCUCAAGCAACUUCGCGAUAAGGCAAAUGAAGCUGAGAAACUCAGAAAGGCUGCCCAGGAUGAGGCUGAAAAGCUCCGCAAACAAGUUAAUGAAGAGACACAGAAAAAGCGCAUGGCUGAGGAUGAACUCAAACGCAAAUCUGAAGCAGAAAAAGAAGCCGCAAAGCAAAAACAGAAAGCUCUGGAAGACCUUGAAAACCUCAGGAGGCAGGCAGAGGAGGCUGAAAGACAAGUGAAGAAAGCAGAGGUUGAAAAGGAAACACAAAUCAAGAUUGCUCAUGAAGCAGCCCAGAAGAGCGCUGCCGCUGAGCUCCAGAGCAAACACAUCUCUUUUGUUGAAAAGACCUCAAAGUUAGAGGAAUCACUCAAGCAAGAGCAUGGUGCUGUUGUUCAGCUGCAACAGGAAGCAUCGCGACUCAAGAAACAACAGGAGGAUGCAGAAAAGGCCAGAGAAGAGGCGGAAAAAGAACUUGAUAAAUGGAGACAGAAAGCUAACGAGGCCCUUCGCCUGAGACUCCAAGCUGAAGAAGAAGCUCACCAAAAGAGCCUCGCUCAAGAAGAAGCUGAGAAACAAAAGGAGGAGGCAGAGCGUGAGGCGAAGAAGAGAGCCAAAGCUGAGGACUCAGCCCUGAAGCAGAAGGAGAUGGCCGAGAAAGAGCUUGAGAGGCAGAGGAAGGUCGCCGAGAACACAGCUCAACAGAAACUCACUGCAGAACAGGAACUCAUUAGACUUAGGGCAGACUUUGACAAUGCAGAACAGCAGAGAUCUCUCCUUGAAGAUGAACUUUACCGCCUGAAGAAUGAAGUCGCUGCAGCUCAGCAACAAAGGAAACAACUGGAAGAUGAACUUGCCAAAGUCAGGAGUGAAAUGGAAGUACUCAGUUCAAUGAAAUCUAGGUUAGAAGAGGAGACCAUGUCCAACACAGAGAAGAGCAAACAACUUCUUGAGGCAGAAGCUGCCAAGAUGAGGGACCUGUCUGAUGAGGCCAGCAAGCUCAGAGCCAUCGCAGAGGAGGCCAAGCAUCAGAGGCAAGUUGCUGAGGAAGAAGCAGCUCGUCAGAGAGCCGAGGCUGAAAGGAUUCUCAAGGAGAAGCUGGCUGCAAUCAGUGAUGCCACCCGGUUAAAGACGGAGGCUGAAAUUGCCCUGAAAGAAAAGGAAGCUGAAAACGAGCGACUCCGGCGACAAGCUGAGGAUGAGGCUUACCAGAGGAAAGCUCUUGAAGACCAGGCCAACCAGCACAAGCAAGACAUUGACGAAAAGAUAGUCCUGCUCAAAAAAUCAUCUGAAGCCGAAAUGGAACGACAAAAGGCAAUAGUGGAUGACACACUCAAACAGAGGCGAGUUGUUGAAGAGGAAAUCCGAAUUCUUAAGCUGAAUUUUGAAAAGGCUUCAUCUGGAAAACUUGAUCUUGAGCUAGAACUGAAUAAACUGAAAAACAUUGCAGAGGAAACUCAACAAAGCAAGCUCAGAGCACAGGAGGAGGCUGAGAAACUAAGGAAGCUUGCCCUCGAGGAGGAGAAGAGAAGAAGGGAAGCAGAGGAGAAGGUUAAGAAGAUUGCUGCUGCAGAAGAAGAGGCAGCCAGACAACGUAAGGCAGCCCAAGAUGAGCUCGAACGCCUGAAAAAGAAAGCAGAAGAAGCCAAAAAGCAGAAAGAUGAGGCUGAUAUAGAAGCAGAAAAACAGAUUGUUGUAGCCCAACAAGCAGCUCUAAAAUGCAGUGCAGCUGAGCAGCAAGUCCAAAGUGUCCUUGCUCAACAGAAGGAAGACAGCAUCAUGCAGAAGAAGCUUAAAGAAGAGUAUGAGAAAGCCAAGAAGCUUGCCAAAGCGGCAGAGGCUGCUAAGGAGAAGGCCGAAAGAGAGGCAGCUCUCCUUCGUCAACAGGCGGAGGAGGCAGAGCGACAAAAAUCAGCUGCUGAGCAAGAAGCCGCGAACCAAGCAAAAGCUCAAGAAGAUGCUGAAAGGUUGAGAAAGGAGGCGGAAAUUGAAGCUGAGAAACGAAAGCAAGCAGAAGCUGCAGCACUGAAGCAGAAGCAACAAGCUGAUGCUGAAAUGGUAAAGCACAAAAAACUGGCAGAGCAAACGUUAAAGCAAAAGUCUCAAGUGGAGCUGGAGCUCACAAAGGUUAAACUCAAGCUCGAUGAAACUGAUAAACAGAAAUCUCUCCUGGAUGAUGAGCUGCAGCGACUGAAGGACGAGGUGGACGAUGCUGUCAAACAAAGGGCUCAGGUGGAGGAGGAACUGUUCAAAGUCAAGGUUCAGAUGGAGGAACUACUCAAACUGAAAAUCAGAAUUGAAGAGGAAAAUCAGCGUCUUAUCAAGAAAGACAAGGAUAACGUACAAAAAUUCCUUGCUGAAGAGGCUGAGAAUAUGAAAAAGCUUUCGCAGGACGCUGCCAGACUUAGCGUAGAAGCCCAAGAAGCUGCACGCUUGAGGCAGAUUGCAGAAGACGACCUCAAUCAGCAGCGAGCUCUUGCUGAUAAAAUGCUCAAAGAGAAAAUGCAAGCCAUACAAGAAGCUUCUAGAUUACGAGCUGAAGCAGAGCUGCUACAAAGGCAGAAAGACUUGGCUCAGGAGCAGGCCCAAAAGCUGCUGCAGGAUAAACAAUUAAUGCAGCAGCGUCUGGAGGAAGAAACUGAGGAAUACCAGAAGUCACUGGAAGCAGAGAGGAAAAGGCAGUUGGAGAUCACAGCAGAAGCAGAAAAACUCAAACUACAAGUUUAUCAACUCAGCGAAGCCCAAGCCAAAGCUGAAGAAGAGGCCAAAAAAUUCAAGAAACAGGCUGAUACGAUCGCUGCCCGUCUUCAUGAGACUGAGAUUGCCACCAAGGAAAAAAUGACUGUAGUGGAAAAACUGGAAGUCCAGAGACUAAAUACGAGCAAAGAGGCUGACGAUUUACGCAAAUCUAUCGCAGACCUAGAGAAUGAGAAGGCUAGACUGAAAAAGGAGGCUGAAGAACUUCAAAAUAAGUCUAAAGAGAUGGCUGAUGCACAGCAGAAACAAAUGGAGCACGAGAAGACAGUGCUCCAGCAGACAUUCCUGACAGAAAAGGAAAUGCUUUUAAAGAAAGAGAAGCUAAUUGAAGAUGAGAAAAAGAGGCUGGAGAGCCAGUUUGAGGAGGAGGUGAAAAAGGCCAAGGCUCUUAAAGAUGAACAAGAACGCCAGAGACAGCAGAUGGAGGAGGAGAAGAAGAAGCUUCAGGCUACCAUGGACGUAGCCCUCAGUAAACAGAAAGAAGCUGAGAAAGAAAUGCAGAACAGGCAGAAAGAAAUGCAAGAACUGGAGAAGAAGAGAAAAGAACAGGAAAAAAUUCUUGCAGAAGAGAACCAGAAAUUGCGUGAGAAGCUGCAACAGCUUGAGAAAGCCCAGAAAGACCAGCCCAAAAAAGAAAUUGAUAUUCAGACUGAUAAACAGGGGAUCAUUAAUGGUCGUAGUGCUGUUGAGUUAGAUGGCGUGGACAAGAAACCAGAUCCAAUGGCUUUUGAUGGCAUUCGUGAUAAGGUAAAUGCAAGCAGACUUUUUGACCUUGGUCUUUUACCCAAGAAGGAAUUUGACAAGCUCAAAAAUGGCAAAACCACUGUUCAAGAGCUUGGUGAAACUGAAAAUCUAAAACAAAUUCUUAAAGGAAAGAAUCCCAUUGCUGGUGUCUUGACCCCAUCUAAUCAAAAAAUGUCAAUCUAUCAAGCAUCAAAAGAGAAGAUGAUUACCCCUGGCACAGCCAUGGUCCUUCUUGAAGCACAGGCAGCCACAGGCUACAUUUUAGACCCCAUCAAGAACCAGAAACUUUCUGUUAAUGAGGCUGUCAAGAAAGAAGUGAUUGGUCCUGAACUCCACAACAAAAUGCUUUCAGCUGAGAGAGCUGUUGUUGGCUACAAAGAUCCAUACAGCGGUGGGAAGAUCUCAGUCUUUGAAGCCAUGAAGAAGGGUCUGGUAGAACAUGAUCAAGCCAUCAGAGUUCUUGAAGCUCAGGUUGCAACUGGUGGUAUAGUAGAUCCUAUCAACAGUCACCGUGUACCCCAUGCAACAGCCUACAAACAGGGACAGUAUGAUGCAGAAAUGAAUAAGAUGAUGGAAAAACCCUCAGAUGACACAAAGGGAUACUUUGACCCCAGCACUCAGGAACCUUUGACAUAUUCUGAACUAAUGACAAGAUGCACCACUGACCCCGAGACUGGUCUGUUACUCCUGCCAAUCACAGACAAAGCUGCCCAGUGCUCUAGUAUGUACACUGAGGAAGAGACCAAGGAUGUGUUCAGCAAAACAACUGUCUCUGUGCCAUUUGGAAGAUUUAAGGGAAAGACUGUCACUAUUUGGGAGAUAAUCAACUCUGAGUACUUUACUGAAGACCAGAAGAAAGAUCUUCUCCGUCAGUACAAGACAGGAAAAAUCACAAUCGAAAAGAUCAUUAAGAUUGUAAUUACUGUGGCCGAGGAGAAAGAGAAGAAAAACGAAAUCACCUUUGAUGGUCUGAGAGCACCUGUCCCUGCUACUGAGCUUGUGGAGUCUAAAAUCAUUGACAAAGACCUGUACAACAAAUUGCAAAAGGGCAAUAAGACAGUCAAAGAGGUCUCUGAAAUGGAGCCUGUCCACAAAGCACUGAAGGGUACAAACUGCAUUGCAGGUGUAGUCAUUGACUCGUCCAAGGCAACAAUGUCCUUCUAUGAAGCUUUGAAGAAGGACAUGAUGAGGGCAGGACCUGCCUUGAAUAUGCUUGAAGCUCAGGCAGGAACAGGCUACGUGGUUGACCCUGUUCAUAAUCAGAAGUACACUGUUGACGAAGCUGUCAAAGCUGGUGUUGUUGGUCCUGAGCUGCACGAAAAGCUCCUAUCUGCAGAGAGAGCCGUUACAGGUUACAAAGAUCCUUACACUGGAAAGACUGUCUCUCUUUUCCAGGCAAUGAAAAAAGACCUCAUACCUAAAGAGCAAGGAAUCCGGCUGCUUGAUGCCCAGAUGACUACUGGUGGCAUCAUUGAUCCGGUAAAGAGCCAUCGUAUUCCUCAUGAUGUGGCUUGCAAGAGAAGUUACUUUGAUGAUGAAAUGAAGCAGGCUCUGAGCAGUCCCACUGAUGAGACCAAAUGCUUCUUUGACCCCAACACAAAAGAAAAUGUCACAUACGCACAGCUCUUCAAAAGAUGCGUCACUGACAAGAAAACUGGUCUCCAACUCCUGCCUCUUUCUGAUAAAGCAAUCAAUGCUAAGGAGGAGCCAACAUACAGUGAAGCCCAGACUAAAGAGGCUAUGACUCAGGCAACUGUGGAGCUUGACUCAGGGCCAUUUAAGGGCAGGAAGAUGACCCUGUGGGACAUUAUCAACUCUGAAUAUCUCACUGAGGAAGAGAGACUUGACCUGCUCAGACAGUUUAGGUCAGGAAAGUUUACAAUUGAAAAGAUAAUUAAGAUUAUUAUCACAGUUGUAAAUGAGAAAGAGGCCAAGAAACAAGAAAAGUCCAGCUUCAAGGGACUCAGAGCUCCUGUUCCAGCAAGCUCUCUAUGUGAUUCCAAAAUCAUUGACGAAGAAACCCUUGACCUCCUUCAACAAGUCAAAAUAACACCUAAGCAAGUCAGUGAGAAUCCUAGUGUCAACAAAUACCUCCAGGGCUCUGACAGCAUUGCUGGCAUCUACCUAGAACCCACAAAAGAGAAAAUAAGCAUUUAUCAAGCUAUGAAGAAAAAGCUCCUUCGGCACAACACUGGUCUUUCACUUCUUGAAGCUCAGGCUGGAUCUGGGUUCAUUGUAGAUCCGGUAAGGAAUCAAUACCUCUCAGUAGAUGAGGCAGUGAAGUCAGGCCUUGUUGGUCCAGAGUUACAUGAAAAACUCCUCUCAGCAGAGAAAGCUGUCACUGGCUAUAAAGAUCCAUUCACAGGCAACAAAAUCUCUCUCUUUGAGGCAAUGCAAAAGGAUCUAAUCCUCAAAGAGCAUGCCAUGCCCUUGUUGGAUGCACAAAUGGUCAGUGGGGGAAUCAUUGAUGUUGUAAACAGCCACCGUGUCCCCACUGAUGUUGCAUAUCAGAAGAAAAUUUUCAGUAAAGAAAUUGCCAAAACCCUGUGUGAACCAUCUGAUGAUAACAAGGCUUUCACAGACCCAGAAACUGAUGAGAAUGUAACCUACAGACAGCUUAAAGACAAAUGCCACAGAGAUAAAGAAACAGGCCUGUGCAUGCUCCCACUCUCCAAGCCUCAGUCUCCAACUGUUGUGGAGAAGACAUACCUCUACACAGAAGAACAAACUCAGAGUGAGUUGACAGACACUAAAAUUGACAUUCCAAUUGAGGGCCUUUCUGACAAACCAAUGAACCUCUGGGAUGUCAUGAACUCAAAUUUGCUUCCACAGCAAGAAAGACAGAAGCUCAUGGAUGAAUAUCGCUCUGGUCAAAUCACUAAAGAGCGGAUGAUCAUCAUCAUUAUUGAAAUCAUGGAGCAAAGAGAGAUCAUGAGAACUGAUAGCCCAAUGUCAUAUAAGACCAUAAGGAGAAGAAUAACAAUUGAAGAACUCUACAAUGCUCGCAUCAUUGACUUGGAGACAUACAACCUUCUUAAACAGGGCAAGAGAGAUAUCCGUGACAUUAUGGAGAUGACCAGUGUGAAACAGUAUCUCUAUGGCACAGGCUGUGUAGCUGGGGUCACAACUGACUCAAGCUCCAAGAUAAGCAUAUACCAGGCCAUGAAGAGAGGUUUUAUUCAACCAGAAAUCGGCCUCAGCCUCCUGGAAGCACAAGCUGCAACAGGAUUCAUUGUAGAUCCAGUAAAGAAUGAGACACUCACUGUUGAUGAAGCUGUUCGUAAAGGUGUUGUUGGCCCUGAGAUCCACGACAAACUUCUUUCAGCUGAACGAGCUGUUACAGGAUACAAAGAUCCCUACAGUGGGAAAGUCAUAUCCCUUUUCCAGGCCAUGAAAAAGGAUCUUGUGCCAGUGGAUUAUGCUCUAAAAAUGAUAGAGGCACAAACUGCCACUGGUGGUAUUAUUGAUCCCGAAUUCCAGUUCCACCUGCCAGCAGACGUUGCCAUGCAAAGAGGCUAUAUCAACAAGGAAACCAACGAGAGACUGAAUGAUGAUGUUAAAGGAUUCACUGACCCUGUCACUAAUGAGAAAGUGUCAUAUGCUGAGCUGCUAAAGAGGUGCAAGUUAGAUGGUGGCUUGCGCCUGCUCUCCCUGGGAGACAAGAGGCUGACCUUCAAGGGUCUGAGAAAACAGAUCACAAUGGAGGAACUGCUGCGCUCACAAAUUAUUGACCAGCAGACCGUCACUGAACUGAAUGAAGGCCUUAUUUCAGUGGAGGAGGUUAGCAAUAGGCUAUCAAGGUACCUUGAGGGCACAGGCUGUAUUGCUGGUGUGUUUUUGGAACCCUCAAAGGAACGUUUAUCAAUUUACCAGGCCAUGAAGAAGAACAUGAUUAGGCCAGGCACUGCAUUUGAACUCCUUGAGGCCCAGGCAGCCACAGGGUAUGUCAUUGAUCCAAUCAAAAACCUCAAACUGACUGUCAAUGAAGCAGUGAAGAUGGGAAUUGUGGGCCCAGAAUUCAAAGACAAGCUUCUCUCUGCUGAGCGUGCAGUGACAGGAUAUAGAGAUCCUUAUUCUGGCAGGACAAUUUCCUUGUUUCAGGCCAUGAAAAAGGGGCUCAUCCUUAAAGAUCAUGGUAUCCGUCUCCUGGAAGCCCAGAUUGCCACUGGUGGAAUCAUCGACCCAGAGGAAAGUCACCGUGUGCCAGUUGAGGUGGCCUACAAACGUGGCUUCUUUGAUGAGGAAAUGAAUGAGAUCCUGACAGAUCCAUCUGAUGACACCAAAGGCUUCUUUGAUCCUAACACUGAGGAAAACCUAACCUACCUCCAGCUGAUGGAGAGAUGUAUCACUGACCCUGACACAGGACUGGUGCUCCUGCUGCUCAAAGAAAAGAAGCGGGAAAGGAAGACCUCCUCCAAAUCCUCAGUUCGUAAACGCAGAGUUGUCAUUGUAGACCCAGAGACAGGCAAAGAAAUGACUGUGUAUGAAGCCUAUAGGAAAGGGCUCAUUGACCACCAAACCUACCUUGAGCUUGCUGAGCAGGAGUGUGAAUGGGAAGAGAUCACAAUGACAUCCUCUGAUGGUACUGUAAAGUCCAUUAUCAUUGACAGGAGGUCAGGGAGACAGUACGAUGUUGAUGAUGCUCUUUCUCGUGGACUUAUUGAUCAGAAUGCUCUUGAUACAUACCGAGCUGGCAACCUGUCCAUCACAGAGUUUGCUGACAUGCUUUCUGGCAACAUGGGAGGCUUCCGAUCACGCUCGUCCUCUUUUGGUUCCACCACUGGUUCCACCUACUCUUCUCCCAUGAGCCCUAUACCCUCCAUGAAAGCACCUGCAGUUAUUUGGAAUGACCCAACAGAGGAGACUGGCCCCAUAGCAGGAAUACUGGACACAGACACACUGGAGAAGAUCUCUAUCACUGAGGCAAUGCACAGAAAUGUGGUAGACAAUAUCACAGGCCAGAGACUGUUGGAGGCCCAAGCCUGCACGGGGGGAAUAAUUGACCCCACAAGUGGAGAAAGAUUCUCAGUUGCAGAUGCCACAGAAAAAGGCCUUGUGGAUAAAGCCAUGGUUGACCGCCUUAACCUGGCUCAAAAAGCAUACAAUGGAUUUGAAGAUCCGAGAACUAAAGAAAGGAUGUCUGCCUCCCAGGCUCUAAAGAAGGGCUGGUUGUAUUAUGAGGCUGGCCAGCGUUUCCUUGAGGUCCAAUAUCUGACCGGUGGACUUAUUGAGCCCAGUGUCGAGGGCAGAGUGUCACUUGAUGAAUCCAUCAGGAAGGGCACAAUCGAUGCCCGCACAGCUCAGAAGCUGAGAGAUGUCAGCGCAUAUUCUAAAUAUCUAACAUGUCCAAAAACCAAGCUGAAAAUCUCCUUCAAAGAUGCCAUGGACAAAAGCAUGGUUGAGGAAGGAUCUAGUCAAAGGCUUCUGGAAGCCUCCUCCCAGUCCAGCAAAGGCCUCUACAGUCCCUACAAUGCCAGUGGUCCUGGAUCUGCAUAUGGCUCUCGAACUGGCUCAAGGACCGGAUCCCGAACAGGCUCUAGAAGAGGCAGUUUUGAUGCUGGCUCUGGCUUCAGCAUGAACCUCUCCUCCUCCACCUUCACAUCCUCUUCUAGCUACAGCCGCAGAUUCUGAUUAGCUAGUUCUCUUUCUAAUAACUUGUGACCUAGAACCAUCAGUACUAAUGCACUUUACAGUUGCAUUUCUAACAGGAAAUAAUAGUUACAGUAACAAAGAAAAUAUAAUUUAUUUAUUCUACUUUGCAUGUGGUCACAAAUUGAAUUGAAGAAUUGCCUAGGCUAUUGAUUUUUUUCCAUGACAUCUGUUUAAACAUUUGCUCAUAUAUAGAGGAACCAAGCAUUACAAGACACAUAAAAUAUUAAAUUCUUUUUUCUUAGUACUGAUUGCAAGUCAGUUUCUAUUUUUCAAAGCAAAGCAUGACAUUUCUGCAGUUUUUUAAGUGACUUUAGUUUUCAUUUUACACUUGUUAAAAUGAUGCAUACUUGUGCUUUAUGAAACUAAUAUAUACUUUGUUUGUCAGACAGAAAUAUUUUUCCAGUAAUCCUUGUUUUCUUUGAAAUUCAAGAAUAUUUGUCUAUUUUUAUCUUUUUUGAAAGUACUAGUAAUGAGACACCAAAUGUCAAUAGACUUCUAAUGUUUUUAACUAAUAGAUAUAUAUACAUAUGCCUUCAAAAUUUCUGAAUGUUUGUAUAGAGUAUGGACAAGUACAUGUCCAUGUUUUUAUUUUAUAAGUUGCCUGGGUAACUGUAUGCUGUACCCAGUGAAUCGCAACACCUGUGAGACACUACAAAACAAGACACUACAAGAAUGCAACGCUGAAAAGAAGAGCCAGAAUUAAAAUUAUGCAGACUUUCCUGAAA